Molecule: messenger RNA, 524 nt
Organism: Pteronotus mesoamericanus
Lineage: Eukaryota; Metazoa; Chordata; Mammalia; Chiroptera; Mormoopidae
Product: 60S ribosomal protein L32-like
Exons: 1
Coding region: 45-524 (159 amino acids)
Biological process (GO): translation
Cellular component (GO): ribosome; cytosolic large ribosomal subunit
Molecular function (GO): structural constituent of ribosome
Source: RefSeq, a predicted model, not a curated record
CUCAGCGCUGCCUACAGAGGUGGCAGCCAUCUUUACUCGGCACCAUGGCUGCCCUCAGGCCUCUCGUGAAACCCAAGAUUGUCAAACGGAGGACCAAGAAGUUCAUCCGGCACCAGUCAGACCUAUAUGUCAAAAUUCAGCAUAACUGGAGGAAACUCAGAGGCAUUGACGAUAGGGUGCGCAGAAGAUUCAAGGGCCAGAUCUUGAUGCCCAGCCUGGGUUAUGGGAGCAACGAGAAAACAAAGCACAUGCUGCCCAGUGGCUUUGGGAAGUUCCUGGUCCACAACGUCAAGGAGCUUGAAGUGCUGCUGAUGUGCAAGAAACCUUACUGUGCUGGGAUUUCUAACAUCUCCUCAAAGAACCACAAAGCCACCACGGACAGGGCAGCCCAGCUGCCCAUCAGAAUCACUAAUCCCAAUGCCAGGCUGCACAGCAAAGAAAAUGAACAGGCAGAUUGUGUGCACAUUGUAUUUGUGUUAAUAAAACCCAAACAUUAUGCAAAAAAAAUUUUGUAUAAAAAUUAA